AUGGCCUCCAACCCUUUCAACUCUGCCGAGAGCACCAACUCGGGCGCAAAGCAGGAGAAGAUGAAUGUGCACCGUCAGAUGAUGGAGAACAAGUUGCGCGAGAACGANGGGNNAAACCCCGUCAAGCCACGCACACUGUUCGCAAAGACGGCCGCUUCGAAACCCGAAGAGGAGACCACUGAGACCAAGACCGAGGAUGCUUGA
Aureobasidium uvarum is the source of this 204-nucleotide messenger RNA. NCBI's taxonomy places the organism in Eukaryota, Fungi, Ascomycota, Dothideomycetes, Dothideales, Saccotheciaceae. The record is from the annotation of a GenBank genome assembly.